Molecule: messenger RNA, 964 nt
Organism: Ceratitis capitata (Mediterranean fruit fly)
Lineage: Eukaryota; Metazoa; Arthropoda; Insecta; Diptera; Tephritidae
Exons: 5
Coding region: 123-947 (274 amino acids)
Source: RefSeq, a predicted model, not a curated record
UUACGUUUUAGUCAAUGAAUUUUUUAUUGGGUAUUGUAGUUCAUUUCAUAUUAAUUUGCGGUUCAUAUGAAUACUGAAAGAAGAUUAGGUCAUAUAUCCUAUAAAUAAUAAAUAUAUGAGGAAUGAAUCGUUUCCGUAAUGUAUUUGGUAGUAAAAAAUGCAAUGUCAUAGCCAUGAUACAUGUUGAGGCUUUGCCAGGAACUCCGGGAUAUAAAGGAAGUUGGGCUCGAAUAGUGGAAAAAGCAAUAACAGAAGCAAGAAAUUUCGUUAAAAAUAAAGUGGACGCUAUAUUAAUAGAAAAUAUGCAUGAUGUGCCUUACUUGCCAAAUCAUCUUCUGGGACCUGAAACCAUUGCCUGUCUAUCCCGAGUAUGUAACGAAAUUCGGCAAAUUGUGCCACCUAUUAUACCAUGCGGUAUUCAAAUACUUGCUUGUGGAAACAAGCAAGCAUUGUCCGUAGCAAAGGCAACCGAUCUGCAGUUUAUUCGAGCAGAAGGUUUUGUAUUUGGUCACGUCGCAGAUGAAGGUUAUACAGAUGCGUGUGCUGGAGACCUAUUACGCUAUCGUAAAUUUAUUGAUGCUGAAGACGUGUUGAUUUUUACAGAUUUAAAGAAAAAACACAGCUCACAUGCCAUUACAAAUGACGUUACUUUAUUGGAAACUGCAAAAGCGGCCGAGUUUUUUUUAACUGAUGGUAUCGUAAUAACAGGUAAAUCAACUGGCCAAGCCGCUAGUAUGGAAGAUUUGAAUGAGGUAUUGGGUCGAGUGAAUUGUCCGGUACUAAUUGGUUCUGGUGUAAAUAAAAAAAACAUCACACAAUAUUAUGAAAAAGCGCAAGGCGUUAUUAUAGGUUCACAUUUCAAAGUUGACGGCUACUGGGGAAAUGAAUUGUCCGAGACAUCAUUAACAGAAUUUAUGAAUAAAGUAGAAUCAAUAAGAAACGAAUAAAAAAAUGUAUUUAAAGA